AUGUUUUGGCAAUUAAAAUUUCAUCCGGAAAGUAAAGAUCAUAACGAAUAUUGCGCACUUUGGCUAAUAGCGUUACCAAACCCAUUGGAAAAAUCACCCGUGUGGGGUUUUACGAAAUUUUGUAAGAAGGAUCGAUUACCAAAAGAAGGGGAAAUAACGAUUGGGGUUCGAUUUAACAAAGUAAAAUAUGAGACCGAAAAGAUUGCCACCCCCCUCCCUUCUCAACCACUACCCCAAGAUCUAUUAAAAGCUUGGAAAUCGGAAUUGGAUCAACCCGAAAUUUCUGAUGUACAAUUUAAUUUCAAUGAGGGAACUUUAUACGCUAGGAGCACGAUAUUAAUUGAACGUUCGGAAUAUUUCAAGUGCAUGUUUCAACAAGAUAAAUGGUCCGAAUCAAAAUUUACCACAAAGUCUUUGAUACCUUCAUCGAUGCAAAUAACCCAAGCCAAAUCGUGCACCUCAACGAAACGAUCGUGGAAUCUCCUUGAUGUCUCGUUUGGGAGAAUGAAAAAAGUUGAGGAUUUAUUUUCAAUGUAUCGUAAGAUGAAAUCACACCCAUCACAACCGAUGGCAACCAUAACGUCAUCAUGUGGAAACACCUGCACGAUAGUGUAUGAAGGUGAAAGUUCCAACUCCAUAAACGUUCCAAAGAGAUAUGUGGUAAACGUAAGUGAUUUUCAUCCUGAUACAUUUAAAUCCAUGUUAAAAUUUCUAUACACGAAUCAAAUAGAAUUUUACUCGAAUUCGUUACACAGACGACCAAUAGACAUAUUUGUAAUGGCUGAUAAAUAUUUAAUAACGGAAUUAAGGGAUCGUGCCAAAUCUAAAAUCUUAAAGGAUUUAAAACCUGAUAGUGCCGCUGAACUGUUAUUUAACACAGAAUGGUUAUGGCCCGAUGUGAAAGAUAUGAUCAUGAGCUAUGUCGUAAGGAAGUGGGAAAUGGUUAGGGAAACCGACAAAUUUAGAGAAAUAUUGGAGAAACCUCAAGCUUAUCCUAAUUCUAAAGAAAUCGUUGAAGAAAUAAUUGAAAGGGUUAGAAAGAAUGACGAGGAAAAAAAAAAGCUUCUGGAUGUUGUUGUUGUCGAGUAA
Funneliformis caledonium is the source of this 1089-nucleotide messenger RNA. NCBI's taxonomy places the organism in Eukaryota, Fungi, Glomeromycota, Glomeromycetes, Glomerales, Glomeraceae. The record is from the annotation of a GenBank genome assembly.